AUGACUUCUUGUGUAGAUAACUAUACUAUUUAUUUAAAUUCAUCGGAUUCUAUUCAUUCACCUGGUUCUAUAGGUGGGAGGACAUGUCCUUUGAUUCUAAUCGAUCCACCUUUGGACAUUUAUCGAUUUGAGCAAGCAGGACUUAGAAUCUUUCUUGAUGUAAAUUGGCUUAAUCAGAAUGUUGCAAUAUCAACUAUGACUAUCAAAUCAUCUAAAGGAACUCAAACUCUUUCAAAUGUAAUGGCUAAUCUAACUUUUGAUAAUAAUAAUCAUAUGUACACUCUUGUUAUUAACCACAGACUAAAUAAAUAA
Heterostelium album PN500 is the source of this 312-nucleotide messenger RNA. RefSeq lists its product as uncharacterized. Lineage: Eukaryota; Evosea; Eumycetozoa; Acytosteliales; Acytosteliaceae. The record is from RefSeq and is a predicted model, not a curated record. Bases 1 to 312 code for a protein of 103 amino acids. The transcript has a single exon.